This is a messenger RNA of Galeopterus variegatus (Sunda flying lemur), 1233 nucleotides long. Its product is annotated as zinc finger protein 33B-like. Lineage: Eukaryota; Metazoa; Chordata; Mammalia; Dermoptera; Cynocephalidae. The record is from RefSeq and is a predicted model, not a curated record. Gene Ontology annotation, biological process: regulation of cytokine production; negative regulation of transcription by RNA polymerase II; regulation of immune system process.
AUGAAGAAAUUACCUCUUACAAUCCAUAAGAGAACACAUACAGGGGAGAAGCUAUAUCUGUGUAAUGAAUGUCGGAAAUCCUUUCACAAGUCCUCAAUACUCAGCAAGCACAGAAUUCACACAGGUGAGAGACCAUAUGAAUGUAGCGAAUGUGGAAAAACCUUUCAUGAGAAAUCAAACCUCAACAAGCAUAAGAGAAUUCACACAGGUGAGAAACCAUAUGAAUGUGAAAAAUGUAAGAAAACUUACAACCAUAAGUCAUACCUCAGGGUACAUCACAGAUCUCACACGGGUGAGAAACCAUAUGAAUGUAAAGAAUGUAGAAAAACUCUCUACUGUAAAUCACACCUCAAUGUACAUCAGAGAACUCACACAGGUGAGAAACCAUAUGAAUGUAAGAAAUGUAAGAAAGCUUUCAACCGUAAAUCACACCUCAGUGAACAUCAGAGAACUCACACAGGUGAGAGAUCAUAUGAAUGUAAAGAAUGUGGAAAAACUUUCUACUCUAAAUCAAAACUCAGCAGGCAUCAGAGAAUUCACACAGGUGAGAAACCAUAUGAAUGUAUUGAAUGUGGAAAAAACUUUCAUGAGAAUUAACUCAGUGAGCAUCAGAGAAUUCACACAGGUGAGAAACCAUAUAAAUAUAGUGAAUGUGGAAAAACCUUUCACAGGAAGUCACUCCUCAGUGGGCAUCAGAGAAUUCACACAGGUGAGAAACCAUAUGAAUGUAGUGCAUGUGGAAAAACCUUUCACAGGAAGUCACACCUCAGCAGGCAUCAGAGAAUUCACACAGGUGAGAAAACAUAUGAAUGUAAAGAAUGUAGAAAAACUUACUCCAGUGAAUCAUGCCUCAUUGUACAUCAGGGAACUCACACAGGUGAGAAACCAUAUGAGUGUAGUCAAUGUAGGAAAACCUUUCACAGGAAGUCAAACCUCACCAGACAUCAGAGAAUUCACACAGAUGAGAAGCCCUAUGUAUGUAAUGAAUGUGGAAAAACUUUUCACCAGAAGUCAAACCUCAGCAAGCAUUGGAGAAUUUACACAUGUGAGAAUCCAGGUGAAUGUAAACAAUAUAGGAAACCUUUCUACAGUAAAGCAGACCUCAGUGUACAUCAAAGAACUCACACAGUUGUGAAACCAUAUGAAUGUAAUGAACGUAGGAAACCUUUCUACAAGAAAUCAAACCUUACUAGUCAUGAGCACACUUCAGGAUGCACCAGAGAACUCACGUAA